AUGAAGUCACUUUUUUCUCAGCUCUUGAAUCUCAAUAAUCGUCACCCAAAAUGCAUCGAGCAUCAUGAAGGAAUUCUCCACGCGAUUCACAAUGAUCUCCAGACGUCAAUUCUCAUCGAUUCAGAAGUCGGAAUAACAAGCUCAACAACUCAGAAUAUUCUUGCUUAUGUUUCUUAUCAACUUGGCUAUAUAUCGAGUUCGCUUAAAAUACUCGAGAAGAUUCUUCAAAAAUCCUCUGAAAAUUGUACCGCCUUGCUGAGUCUUUCGUACAUCUAUGCUCAGUAA
Messenger RNA from Oikopleura dioica, 285 nucleotides. Lineage: Eukaryota; Metazoa; Chordata; Appendicularia; Copelata; Oikopleuridae. The record is from the annotation of a GenBank genome assembly.